GGCGGGGCGGGGCCGGCCGGACGGCGGCCGUGGCCGGCGAGGUGGCUGAGGCGGCCGGACCCAGGCGGCUUCGGGGCGCUCGGGGCGCUCGGGACCCCGAGAGCGCGCGGCGCGGGGAGUUCGCUGUGCGCCCCUGCGGGGCGCCGGGGCCCCAGGCCGACCGAACACGAUGAACUACCUGAGUAUCUUGAGUGCCAUCCGGAGUGCAGGUGGUGGCUGCGGUCGAGAGGAUUUUAAGACUAUCCAGGCUCAUUUGAAAAACCGCCAGGAUCAGCUGGGCCUUUCUGCCAGGGGCAGUGGGGGCAGUGGUGCAGGGAUCUCGCCAAACCCUACUUAGUUUCUUUCUCGGCGCCAAGGCCAGAAUGUGCUGGCCAAAGCCCUGUACGACAAUGUGGCCGAGUCCCCAGAUGAGCUCUCCUUCCGCAAGGGUGACAUCAUGACGGUGCUGGAGCGGGACACACAGGGCCUGGAUGGUUGGUGGCUCUGCUCCCUGCACGGGCGCCAAGGCAUCGUGCCCGGGAACCGCCUCAAGAUCCUGGUGGGCAUGCAUGACAAGAAGCCAGCGGGGCCCGGCCCAGGCCCGCCCGCCAACUCGACCCCGCCCCAGCCCGGCCUCCACGCCCCUGCAGCGCAGUAUACGCCCAUGCUGCCUGCUACGUACCAGCCCCAGCCCGACAGCGUCUACCUGGUGCCCACCCCCAGCAAGACUCAGCAAGGCCUCUACCAAGCCCCUGGGCCCAGCCCACAGUUCCAGUCUCCCCCGGCCAAGCAGACAUCCACGUUCUCCAAGCAGAUGCCCCAUCACCCGUUUCCCAGCCCAGCCCCAGACCUUUACCAGGUGCCCCCAGGGCCUGGCAGCCCUGCCCAGGACAUCUACCAGGUGCCACCUUCUGCUGGGAUAGGACACGACAUCUACCAGGUCCCCCCAUCCAUGGACGCACGGAGCUGGGAGGGGACGAAGCCGCCAGUCAAGGUGGUGGUGCCCACCCGCGUGGGGCAAGGCUAUGUGUUCGAGGCCUCCCAGCCUGAGCAGGACGAGUACGACAUCCCACGCCACCUGCUGGCCCCGGGGCCCCAGGACAUCUACGACGUGCCUCCUGUUAGGGGGCUGCUUCCCAGCCAGUACGGCCAGGAGGUGUAUGACACCCCCCCCAUGGCUGUCAAGGGUCCCAAUGGUCGGGACCCAUCGCUGGACGUGUAUGAUGUGCCUCCCAGUGUGGAGAAGGGCCUGCUGCCGUCCAGCCAUCACGCAGUGUACGACGUUCCUCCGUCCGUGAGCAAGGACGUGCCCGACGGCCCGCUGCUGCGUGAGGAGACCUAUGAUGUGCCCCCUGCCUUCGCCAAGGCCAAGCCCUUCGACCUGACCCGCCACCCGCUGGUGCUCGCUGCACCCCCUCCGGACUCGCCACCAGCUGAGGAUGUGUACGACGUGCCACCCCCGGCCCCUGACCUCUAUGACGUGCCCCCUGGCUUGCGGCGGCCUGGCCCGGGCACCCUCUACGACGUGCCCCGAGAGCGGAUUCUUCCUCCCGAGGGGACCGACAGCAGCGUGGCGGACGACGGCGUGUACGCAGUGCCCCCCCCCGCCGAGCGAGAGGCCCUGGCCGACGCCAAGCGCCUGUCGGCCUCCAGCACGGGCAGCACGCGCAGCAGCCAGUCGGCCUCCUCCCUGGAGGCGGCGGUGCCGGGCCGCGAGCCCCUGGAGCUGGAGGUGGCCGUGGAGGCCCUGGCGCGGCUGCAGCAGGGCGUGAGUGCCACCGUGGCCCACCUCUUGGACCUGGCAGGCAGUGCAGGCGGGUGUGGGGGCUGGCGCGGCGCCCCCGAGCCUCAGGAGCCUCCGGCACAGGACCUGCGGGCCGCCGUGGCCGCCGUCCAUGGGGCCGUCCAUGAGCUGCUGGAGUUUGCCCGCAGCGCUGUGGGCAGUGCUGCCCACACUUCCGACCGCACGCUGCAUGCCAAGCUCAGCCGCCAGCUGCAGAAGAUGGAGGAUGUGUACCAGACGCUGGUGGCCCAUGGUCAGGCCCUUGACAGUAGCCGGGGAGGCCUGGGGGCCACUCCCGAAGACCUGGACCACCUCGUGGCCUGCUCGCGGGCUGUGCCUGAGGACGCCAAGCAGCUGGCCUCCUUCUUGCAUGGCAAUGCCUCGCUGCUCUUCAGACGGACCAAGGCCUCUGUCCCAGGGCCUGAGGGGGGCGGCCCCCUGCACCCUAAUCCCACUGACAAGGCCAGCAGCAUCCAGUCCCGGCCCCUUCCCUCACCCCCCAAGUUCACCUCCCAGGACUCACCUGAGGGGCAGUACGAGAACAGUGAGGGGGGCUGGUUGGAGGAUUACGACUACGUCCACCUGCAGGGCAAGGAAGAGUUUGAGAAGACCCAGAAGGAGCUGCUGGAAAAGGGCAACAUCAUGCGGCAGGGGAAGGGCCAGCUGGAGCUGCAGCAGCUGAAGCAGUUUGAGCGGCUGGAGCAGGAGGUGUCACGACCCAUAGACCACGACCUGGCCAGCUGGACGCCGGCCCAGCCCAUGGCCCCAGGGCGGACGGGUGGCCUGGGGCCCUCGGACCGGCAGCUGCUGCUCUUCUACCUGGAGCAGUGCGAGGCGAACCUGACCACGCUCACCAACGCAGUGGAUGCCUUCUUCACCGCCGUGGCCACCAACCAGCCCCCCAAGAUCUUCGUGGCACACAGCAAGUUUGUCAUCCUCAGCGCCCACAAGCUGGUGUUCAUCGGGGACACGUUGUCGCGGCAGGCCAAGGCGGCCGACGUGCGCAGCCAGGUGACCCACUACAGCAACCUGCUGUGUGACCUCCUGCGUGGCAUCGUGGCCACCACCAAGGCCGCCGCCCUGCAGUACCCAUCGCCCGCCGCCGCGCAGGACAUGGUGGACAGGGUCAAGGAGCUGGGCCACAGCACCCAGCAGUUCCGCCGGGUUCUGGGCCAGCUGGCAGCUGCCUGAGAGCCGUCAGCCAAAGGGAUGGAGGGCAGGGGAGGAGGGCGGCGAUGGGCCUCCGAGAGCCACCGUGUUGUGGGCAUGGGGACAGGAGAUCCCAGCUCCACCUGGGCCUGGUGCCCCAGACUGUCCAGGGAUUUGUGUAUAUUUAUGAUGGGGCAGGAUGUGGGCCGGUGCCUCCUCGGAGGAGCCUGAGCAGAGCUGGGCCCGGGAGGCCAGGCCAGGAGUGGCUGGUGGUCUCUCCUAAGCACGCUGAGGGCCCGGGGGGCCCAACAUUCGGAGCCGGUCUGGGGGCUCACGGACACCUCAACCCACGUGGCCUCAGGUGACCCCUUGGGCUGACCAGCCCCAUGAGGGUGCCGUGUCCCCCCGACCGGACAAGUGCAGCUGUGGUGUAUUUUCUCUGCACCAGGAGAAAACCCUAAAAAACUAUUUUUCAUUAUUGAUUUUCCAAUCAUUUGACUAAUAGUCUACAUUUAAAUAAAAUUUUA
Molecule: messenger RNA, 3438 nt
Organism: Hippopotamus amphibius kiboko
Lineage: Eukaryota; Metazoa; Chordata; Mammalia; Artiodactyla; Hippopotamidae
Gene: BCAR1
Product: BCAR1 scaffold protein, Cas family member
Exons: 8
Coding region: 437-2953 (838 amino acids)
Biological process (GO): cell surface receptor protein tyrosine kinase signaling pathway; cell migration
Cellular component (GO): focal adhesion; cytoplasm; plasma membrane
Molecular function (GO): protein binding
Source: RefSeq, a predicted model, not a curated record